UGCUCGUUCGCGAUUCACCCUCGUUUUUUCUUCACUUGCUUUCUCGUUCUUUCCUUCUGAAUUGCUCUCUAUUUCUCUGUUUUUGCAUUAAAGCACGGUAAUCUUCGGAUUUAAUCCCACCAUUUUUGCGAUCAAUCAGUGUAGUCCGAAGCAGAUCCGGCCGGAAUAAUGUCUUAUGCUUACCUAUUCAAAUACAUCGUCAUCGGCGAUACUGGAGUUGGGAAAUCGUGUCUUCUCCUUCAGUUUACGGAUAAUCGAUUUCAGCCUGUUCAUGACUUAACUAUCGGGGUCGAAUUCGGAGCCAGGAUGAUCACCAUCGAGAAUAAGCCAAUUAAGCUCCAGAUUUGGGAUACGGCCGGCCAAGAGUCAUUCAGGUCCAUCACGAGGUCCUAUUAUAGAGGUGCUGCUGGUGCCUUGCUUGUCUAUGAUAUUACCAGAAGGGAGACUUUCAAUCACUUGGUUAGCUGGCUAGAAGAUGCAAGACAGCAUGCAAAUGCAAACAUGACAAUUAUGCUAAUUGGUAAUAAGAAUGAUCUUGCUCAUAGAAGGGCUGUGAGCACAGAAGAGGGUGAACAGUUUGCAAAGGAACAUGGUUUAAUAUUCAUGGAGGCAUCUGCCAAAACUGCCCAGAAUGUUGAAGAGGCAUUCGUAAGGACAGCCGCAACCAUAUUCAAGAAGAUUCAAGAUGGAGUAUUUGACGUUUCAAAUGAGUCUUAUGGAAUCAAAGUUGGAUAUGGUGGGAUACCGGGACCGUCCGGAGGCAGGGAGGGAUCAUCUUCCCAAACUGCCGGCUGUUGCAGUUGAACCUUGAAACUAUAGAAACUAGUUGACUUCAAGCUGUCUGUGCCUGCCUUAAUUCAUUUUUUCUUUUAAUCUUUUGCAUCAUUCCUCAUGUGCUGCUGUGAAAUGUGAAUACCCCCUCCCCCAAAGAAAAAAAGAGUAGAAGAAGCUCUUCAAUCUGCUGUCAAUUCAAUUGUAAAUCAACAUUGUUUUGAAUUCAUUAGUUCAUUUGGUGAAGAA
Molecule: messenger RNA, 1020 nt
Organism: Benincasa hispida (wax gourd)
Lineage: Eukaryota; Viridiplantae; Streptophyta; Magnoliopsida; Cucurbitales; Cucurbitaceae
Product: ras-related protein RABB1c-like
Molecular function (GO): GTPase activity; GTP binding
Source: RefSeq, a predicted model, not a curated record